UUAUUUUUCAGACAUUUUCAAUAUUUUAAAUAAUUGAACGAUAUGUAGAUGGCAUUGUAUAUAACGGUUAGUUUGAAAUGUUUAAUUUUGAAUUUUUAUAUAAUAAUAUUUAAAGUUAAAAAAAUUUAUAUUGAAUUUACUUUAAAUUAAGUCAACAUAUUUAAUUUAAUAAAUGAUAAUUACAUUAUGACAAAGUUUGGUUAAGAUAUAUAACAAUAUUCAUUCCAAAUUGGUGACAAUUUUUAAUCGAUAGAGUACAUACGUUUAUUUAUAAAUAUUUACAUUUAAUAUUAAUUAUAUUGAUAUUAUAUAUAAAAUGAAUAUUGUCUGUGUAAUAUGUAGUGAUUUAUUAAUACCUUCUGAUGAUGUUUUUUAUACACCAUGUGGACAUAUUUUUCAUUUUGCUUGUGUAACUCAAUGGUUAGAAAGAUCCAAAACUUGUCCACAUUGUAGAGAAAGGACUACACUCAAUAAGAUUCAUAGAAUAUAUUUUAAUUUUGCCAAUAAUGAUGCUAUUAAUGAAGAUACAUACUCUUUACAAGACAAAAUUGACAAAUUAAAUUUUCAACUUAUGUUAAAAGAGAAAGAUAUUAAGCAUUAUACAGAAAAGAUUGAAACAUUAGAAAAACAAAAAAAAGGAUUAAAACAAGAAGUAGGAAAAACAGAGAAAGAAAUAAAAGAGAAGACUAGCACUAUUUAUGCUCUUAAAGAACAAAUUAAAUAUUUUAAAGAGCAAAAUUUAGAAAUUGAAAAAAUAAAAAAAGAAAUGGAGCAAUUACAAAAAAAUGUUGAAAAUUAUAAAAAUAUAAAAAUGUUAAUUGAAGCUUCAAUAGAAGACGUAGAUGAGAUGAUAUCAAGAACAAAUGAUCCUAGUACAUUGAUUACAUAUAUAUCUGUGAUGAAAAGACAAAUGACAAUUAGUUUAAAUAAAAGAAGAGAAUUAAGAAGUAAUCUAAGAAGUUUACAACAAGAACUUACUAAAGUCUCAAUGGAACGAAAUUCCUUAUCUCAGGAAUAUAGCAAGAGAAUGAAACUCGAAGAAGAUAUAAUGGUUUGUGAAACUGAAAAAAUUUGUUUACAAAAUAAGCUUGCAAAAAUGGAAGAAGAAAUAUCUUUAAUGAAAAAAUCAAUAAACUCUAAUUCAAAAACAGAAGAUAUUUUAAUUAAUAAUUUAAACAAUGAUAUUAAACAAGAUAAAAUUGAAGAUAUAAAUAAGACAAAAAGUAAAAAAGAAGAUGUAAAUUCAAAAGAGGAAAAUCAAUCUAUUACAAAAAUUGAAAUAGAUUCCCCAUAUCUUCCAGUAAAAUCAAGAGGAGUAUUUACUUUAAAGCAGCAUACAUUUCAGAAAAAUAAUAUAAUAAAAUUAAAUUCUUCAAUUCUUACAAAAAAACCAAGAAUUCAAGAAACAUAUACGAAAAAUGAAAAUAUAGAAAUUAAUAAUAUUGUGUAUAAUGGUUUGGGAGGACAUUCAAAAAUUGAACAAUUUCCUCAUCCUUCUAAAAGCAAAACAAAGAAAAUAAUAGAUACUGGAAAUAAAGCUAAAAAAUUAAAAAUUGAUUCAACUUAUAUUAUUAAUUAACAAUAACAUAUUAAUAAUUUAUAAUAUAUAUUUUGUAAAUAGUAUUUAAAAAAAAUAAAAGAAGAGUUACAUAGAUUAUAAUAUAUUUCAAGUAAGUUGUUAAAAAAUUAUGAAUUAUAAAAAUAUAUAUAAAACAUUAUUACUAUGUAUUUUUUAAAUGAAACAUUUAAUGUAUAAACUUAUAUAAUAUUUUUAUUACUAAUGUAAAUAAAUUAAAAGAAAUAUAUUUAAAAUUUGAAUUUGA
Molecule: messenger RNA, 1823 nt
Organism: Apis cerana (Asiatic honeybee)
Lineage: Eukaryota; Metazoa; Arthropoda; Insecta; Hymenoptera; Apidae
Gene: nopo
Product: TRAF interacting protein no poles
Biological process (GO): replication fork processing; protein ubiquitination
Cellular component (GO): site of DNA damage; nucleus
Molecular function (GO): ubiquitin protein ligase activity
Source: RefSeq, a predicted model, not a curated record